This is a messenger RNA of Urocitellus parryii (Arctic ground squirrel), 1575 nucleotides long. It is a transcript of the gene Bola1, whose product is annotated as bolA family member 1. The record is from RefSeq and is a predicted model, not a curated record. Gene Ontology annotation, cellular component: mitochondrion. NCBI's taxonomy places the organism in Eukaryota, Metazoa, Chordata, Mammalia, Rodentia, Sciuridae.
ACGCCCGCGGGGCCCGCAGCGCGCAGCGAGGACGCGGUCCGACGUCGCCGCGGCUCGGCUGCAGGUAGCGAGGCCCCCCCGGGRCGCCGCGGGUGCCCGGGCCACCAGCUCCACCAAAGCCCGGAGUGCGCGUGGCCACCUCUGCGGCCUCUAGGCUCCUUCCCCGACCCCCGGAUGCCGAUACCGAGUGGACACCGGUUCCAGCGCCUGGUCUCCAUGGCCACCCGCGUCGGCUUGUCCCGCGGCAGCGCGGGACCCGGGGCCGUGGGUCCGGUCGAGGCAGCGAUUCGUGCGAAGUUGGAGCAGGCCCUGAGCCCCGAGGUGCUGGAGCUGCGCAACGAGAGCGGUGGCCACGCCGUCCCGCCGGGCAGCGAGACGCACUUCCGCGUGGCCGUGGUGAGCUCGCGCUUCGAGGGACUGAGCGCCCUGCAGCGGUUCCGGCUGGUCCACGCGGCGCUGUCGGAGGAGCUGGCCGGGCCGGUCCACGCUCUGGCCAUCCAGGCCCGGACCCCCGCCCAGUGGCGGGAGAACCCGCAGCUGGACACAAGCCCCCCCUGCCUGGGUGGGAGCAAGAAGAGCAAGAACACUCCCUGACACCAGCUCAGGGGGAGGACGGCGUCCGAACGGGCGGAUGGGGUCAGCUAGUGAACCACGACCGCCUUGCCGUGACCUUUAGGGGUGUCCCAUCCCCUUGGCACACUCCCAUUUCCAAAGAGAGAAGCCGGGGUCACACCAGUUAGCCCAGGAAGGGCGGCCACCCGCCACUGCGCUUCCUGUGUGCUGAGGAAGGACCGCCUAGCUGUUGCUGUUCGUGUUGACUUGCGGGAAGGAACUACACCAGUCCUGAGGGGUGGAAACUGCCCUGUGCAUUAAAAGCAAUUACCAUAGGACUGCAUCGCUGUGUUCUUAGUGGCUAUUGAAUUGGUGCCACAGUUGGGUGUUUUGUUUUGUUUGGUACUGGYGAGGCUUCUGACCACUGAGCCAGGAUGUUGCUAAGUGGCCGAGGCUGGCUUUGAACUUGUGGUCCUCUKCCUCUGCCUCAGCCUCCCCUUCCAGAGUCGCUGKGAUGACAGGCCUGUGCUGCUUGCACCUGGCUGUUGUAGUUGUUCUUGAGAAAAAAAAAAUAUUUGUAGACUAGGGAAGUCAAAAAGGGAUUCAUGGGGAAAGUGAACUAGUUUGAUCUUUAAAGAAAGGUGGAAUUAAACCAGAAAAGAGAGGAAAGGUGUUUCAAGCAGGGGAAAGAACCUCAGCAAAGGGUUAGAGGUUGGACUGAGCAGAUAUUAGUCAAGGCAGCGGUGAUGGGCAGGAACAUAUUUGAAUUUCGUAUGGGUGUAACGUUUGGCUUUUUAACAGCCGGUCAGUUUCCAAAAAGUGUUUGCUUAUAAGGAAAAAAGAAAAAAACUUUUAAAAAAACCACUCAAGUGGGGGGUGGGGGCAACUAGAGAAUAAUUACAGAAGACAGAAACCUUURUUUAGCCCUUUUGUGUAUGAGCCUUACCAACAUUACAUCAUAUUUCUGAGGGGAGCUCAAGUAAUAUCUACAUAAGCAGCUUUCUUAUCAUCUCAAUGUGUAAA